AUGCCUCCCAUCCCCAUAGCAAUGGCCGGCAAAAUCAUCCCCCACGCCCAUGCCUUCUCCAAACUGAUGCUCCCCGAAUACGAAAUCAUCUUCCGCUUCCAAUCCGCCCCCGAAUUCCACUCAUCCUUUCCCUUCCUAAUGAAAGGCACGCCCGUCAACCCUGAAUCUCAAAUCGGCACCAAUACCGACAACCCUAAUCCAAAAAUUCCAGCUGCGAUCUUUGUCGGCGGAGGGUUUAGCGAUGACGAGUUGGAGAGCAUGAGGGCGGUUCCGGAGGCGAAGAUGUUGCCGUGGGUGAGUCCGAGUCAGAGUACGAGGGAGGAGGUGCGGAAGGUGGGGGAUUUGAUGUCGAGGGAGCAGAGGGAAGGGGGGCCGGGGGAGGGGGUUAUGGAGGUCGUGGUGAGGAGGGUUAAGGAGUGUUUGAAGGAGCAUGGGGUAGUGGAGGGCGGGGAGGGGUUGGAAGGGAAGGAUGGGGGAGAGCUGUGGCGGUGUUGA
This is a messenger RNA of Saxophila tyrrhenica, 495 nucleotides long. RefSeq lists its product as uncharacterized. Bases 1 to 495 code for a protein of 164 amino acids. Lineage: Eukaryota; Fungi; Ascomycota; Dothideomycetes; Mycosphaerellales; Extremaceae. The transcript has a single exon. The record is from RefSeq and is a predicted model, not a curated record.